Brassica napus (rape) is the source of this 919-nucleotide messenger RNA. Its product is annotated as EPIDERMAL PATTERNING FACTOR-like protein 6. The record is from RefSeq and is a predicted model, not a curated record. Gene Ontology annotation, biological process: guard cell differentiation; stomatal complex development. NCBI's taxonomy places the organism in Eukaryota, Viridiplantae, Streptophyta, Magnoliopsida, Brassicales, Brassicaceae. The coding region runs from base 327 to 758 and encodes 143 amino acids. The transcript has 4 exons.
CUGGAGAAAGGAAAGGGUACAAUGACAGAAAAAAUAGGGUGCAGGAGAAUCUAACUCCCAAACUUAGCAAUGCUUAGUAAAACCCUCCUUGUUCGCUCAUAAUCGACUCAUUUUGUUCUUCUCCUUCUCAACCACUCCACUACUCCCUCUCGUUUUUCAGAAAACUCAAAUCACAAGAAACCAAAAUACAUUAAUAGAUCUUUUUGUAUAAUCGUUUAUUGAUUUCCAUUUUAUAAACUCACCAAGUUUUUGCAUGAAACUAUCCUGGAAGAGUCAUAAGUAAUAUAUCUGCUUCUCAGGUGGGGUUUUCAUAAAUUUUCGUAAUCAUGGGAUUAGAGAGACCGUCAUCAUUACCAUCAUCAGAAAAUUCGAGAGCCAAGUUCAGUGUCUUUUAUAUAUUCCUACUCUGCGUUGUCCUCUGUGCGCUUACUACAUUCAUUACUCCCUCUUCACUUUCCUCUCCAUAUAUUAGGAACUCAAAAUCUGGAAAACUAGGGCAAUUCUAUGCUCAGGAGGAGGGCAAGAGGACACUGGUGAUGAUAAAGAAGAUGAAGAUUGGUGACCGGAGCAACGCAGCGGGGGAGCGAAGGAUUUUGAGGGGACUGGGGUCAUCUCCGCCACGGUGCUUGUCCAAGUGUGGAAGAUGCACGCCGUGCAAGCCUGUGCACGUCCCGGUACCUCCGGGCACCCCUGUCACCGCCGAAUACUACCCUGAAGCUUGGAGGUGCAAGUGCGGCAACAAGUUGUACAUGCCAUGAUGUUUUAUAUAUAAUAUAUAUAUACUCACAUAUAUACGUUAUAUAUAUGAUUCAUAUGAAGGCUCAUGGUCUGCCUUAUGUCUCUGCUCAAACACUUAUUACAUAUUAAACAUGCUUCUAGGACAAAUCCCUGCGUAAAAUCUUUGAUGACUGAUUGAUGA